AUGGACUGGUCCAGCGACGAAGAAAAGAGCGACAAGGUGGAGAAGCACCCGAAGCUCAAGCCCCUGACCAAAGAAGCGAUGCAGUAUGAAAGCCUCAGAAUGGAAAUCCUCAACGUGGAAAUAAUUUGUGAUGCAUGAAAUGCGACGCAAAAAAGACUGUAUUGCAGAGGGUGCAAUGGAAGCCGACUAUUGUCCUGCUACGGGUUAAGAAUUGGAGUGCUGAUUAGCACGAGAGAAGGCUACCCCUUUGCCUAACUAGCAUGACAGACACGUUUUGAGCGCCCGGGAAAUUUGUCAUGCGCCGACUACAAAUGGCGCUUCAACUGGAGUCGUUUUUUGCAUUACAAAUUAUUUCCAAUUUGAGGAUUUCCAACCUGAGGCUUUCAUAUGCAGCAAGUGGUGGUCAUGACACCAGAAGAAGAGGAGGAAGAAGAGCAGGCUGCUCCUCCUGCUGCGCGGCAGCCUAGUACUCUGGCAGCUGGUGCACCGCCGAGUGGUCGUAGUACGGCUAGUAACGCGACGGCCGAUAUGAACAACUUAAAGCGACAACAGCGGGAUCUUCCCCGGGAAGACUUGAUCCGCUCCCCAGAGUCCGAAAACAGCGACGAGGGUGUUUCACCACAUGCUAAAGGAGGAAAAAAUAUUAAUACCACAAGAAGUAAUGGCGCAGCUACAGGCACCAGCAAGAGUGCUAAAAGUUUCAAUCAAAACGGCUCUACUACUCAUGCUGCAGGAGGGGGAGGUCAACCACCACCGCCGUCGGUAGUAGAAAACACGCCUUCGCACAAGCGACAAAAACUUGCUGCUGCAUCCUUUGCCGUAGUAGACCCGCACCAGACCACUCUGGACGAACAGCAGGAAGUAGAAAACUACAUCGAUAAUUUAGACCACAUCAAGCUUCCCCCCUCCCCGCCAGGGUCGCCGGACCCGCAAUUACAGGAAAGGGUAGAAAAGUUUUUCGCGCUGAAAGCCCAGGGCAAGCACUUUAACGACGCGGUCAUGAAGAGUAGCGACCAUCGGAACCCGUACAUUCUGGAAAAAGUGAUCAAAAUGUUCGGCAUUAACGAGUACUGCACCAAUUUUUCCCCGGACAAAUUCGACCCCACACCGUAUCUGAACGUGGCGAAUCAAAGUAGCGGAGGUGGCGGGGGAGCGACGACGCAGCAGAGAACUGGGGCGUGAGAAGGUAGUGGGUGUUAACAGCGGUAGAGGCAAAGAGUUUCAUCAUCUACUUCAUGGGAGAUCGAGAUGAUAGAUGAGACGAACGCGACAUCAAUAUUUGUACUGAACAGCUGCGUAGAAGUUCUACUUGCCACGAAGCAAAUGGCUCUACGUAUCAAGCUGCGGUAUGUUUUUUUUUUGCUCGACAGAACUCGUAGAUGUCGAGUGACUCAUCUGUGAUGACGCGGCCCUGAAUCUCUCUUCGCGCGAGGCUACCAUUUCUUUGUAUUAAAUGCUUUAGUAUGUACGUAAAACAUUUUUUACAGAAUCGGCAUACAACUAC
This is a messenger RNA of Amoebophrya sp. A120, 1504 nucleotides long. The record is from the annotation of a GenBank genome assembly. NCBI's taxonomy places the organism in Eukaryota, Dinophyceae, Syndiniales, Amoebophryaceae.